Messenger RNA from Aureobasidium uvarum, 1623 nucleotides. The record is from the annotation of a GenBank genome assembly. Lineage: Eukaryota; Fungi; Ascomycota; Dothideomycetes; Dothideales; Saccotheciaceae.
AUGGCUCCAACCAACGAGAAGAACUUACACGAGGUCGAAUCGGCCAGUGGAUCAGUCGACAAUGGCACCGCAGAUGUUGUCAUGCCUGUCGGCCGAAGGUACAGAUCAGUCAAGAUUGGUCCUGUGACACUACCUCACUACGCCAGCCCUGCCACACAACUUGUGAUCGUCGCUUUCGUCUGUUUCUUGUGCCCUGGAAUGUUCAAUGCUUUGUCGGGCAUGGGUGGAGGUGGUCAAGUCUCUGCUAAGGCAGCUGAUGAGGCUAACGUUGCCCUCUAUGCCUGCUUCUCAGUCGUUGGUUUCUUUGCCGGUAGUGUCGUCAACUACAUCGGCAUCAGAUGGAGUCUAUCCUUUGGUGGAUUGGGUUACUGCGUUUACGUGGCUUCGUUCCUUUGCUACACCCACACCCAGAACACAGGCUUCAACAUCUUUGCAGGUGCUCUGCUUGGUUGCUGUGCCGGUAUGCUGUGGUCAGCUCAGGGUGCCAUCAUGAUGUCUUACCCUCCUGAGAACUCCAAGGGAAGGUAUAUCUCUUGGUUCUGGAUGAUUUUCAACCUUGGUGCUGUCAUAGGAAGUCUGGUAAGUCUGGUCCACUCCUCAUUUCAACGACCGAUGCUGAUCGCUGCANNGAUUCCUCUUGGUGAGAAUAUCAACUCCACUAGUAGUGGUACUGUCUCCGAUGGGACUUAUAUCGGUUUCAUCGUCUUGACAGCUUGUGGUGCUGGGCUGGCCUGGUUCCUGGUGGAUGCAAAGUCGGUCAUCCGCAAUGACGGUUCUCGCAUCAUCCUCAUGAAGAAUCCCACUUGGAAGUCCGAGUUGCUGGGACUUUGGGAGACCAUCAGAAGCGAUCCCUACAUCAUCUGUCUUUUUCCAAUGUUCUUCGCCUCAAACUGGUUUUAUACCUAUCAGGCAGGUCAUCGUGUAUUGAAGUUCUCGUUUGCCUCGGCUAACACUUUUUCNCAGUUCAACGGUGUCAACCUGGCGUACUUCAACACAAGAACCCGAGCUCUGAACAACACCCUCUACUGGACUGCGCAAAUUGCUGGUGCAUUCGUCUUUGGGUUCUGCCUCGACUACUCCAAAAUCCGCCGAACGGUCAGAGCAAAGAUCGCCUGGGUUGCCAUCAUGGUUUUGACACUCGCAAUUUUCGGCGGCGGCUAUGACUUCCAGACUGGCUACACUCGCGCUUCCGUUUCCAAGGAUGCGGGUUACGUCUCCAAGGACUGGAGUGACUCUGGAUAUGUCGGCCCGAUGUUCCUGUACAUCUUCUACGGCUUCUAUGAUGCCGCAUGGCAGACUNNUUGUGUAUACUGGUUCAUGGGCUCGUUGACCAAUAACGGUCGCAAGCUCACCAACUUUGCUGGUUUCUACAAGGGCAUCCAGUCUGCUGGAGCCGUCGUGAUCUGGCGUCUUGACUCGCAGAGUCUACCUUACAUGAGUGAAUUCGCCUCAAGUUGGGCACUCCUGUUGGGCGCGCUGGUGUGUGCUUUGCCAGUCCUGCUCAUCAGAAUCAAGGACCACGUCAGUGUUGAAGAAGACGUAAAAUUCUCGGACGAGACUGUCGAGGAGAUCAUCGGCACAGCCGAUGCCAAAGUUGUCAAUCGCGACUCUGAGAAGGUCUGA